AUGGGAUUUGUUUCGAUAGCGGUAGCAAUCGGGGUUCACACGGCGAAGCAGCAGCUGGUGCACUCUCCUGGGGUCAGCCUGAGGAAGACGAGGAGGGGAUCGAUGUCGGAGGCCGACCGGCCCGAUCUGGCAACGACCAACGGCCAGAACUUCCUCAACAAAUCCUUCCUCCGCAAAGUUGGUCACAUUCAGCAACAGGACAAACACUGA
Messenger RNA from Linum tenue, 210 nucleotides. NCBI's taxonomy places the organism in Eukaryota, Viridiplantae, Streptophyta, Magnoliopsida, Malpighiales, Linaceae. The record is from the annotation of a GenBank genome assembly.